Molecule: messenger RNA, 1305 nt
Organism: Scedosporium apiospermum
Lineage: Eukaryota; Fungi; Ascomycota; Sordariomycetes; Microascales; Microascaceae
Product: Cytochrome b-c1 complex subunit 2, mitochondrial
Exons: 4
Coding region: 1-1305 (434 amino acids)
Cellular component (GO): mitochondrion
Molecular function (GO): metal ion binding
Source: RefSeq, a predicted model, not a curated record
AUGCGCUCUGCGCGGCCCAUCCAGGCUCGAGGCUUCGCCGCAGCCGCUUCCGGUCCAUCGUUCGAGACGUACGAUGCCGCCGGCGUCAAGGUCGCCUCGAGGGAUGGCCACGGAGAAACCUCCAAGCUCGCCGUUGUCGUCAAGGCCGGCACCAGGUAUCAGCCUCUUCCCGGUCUGACCGUGGGAUUGGAGGAGUUUGCUUUCAAGAACACUUCCAAGCGCUCGGCUCUCAGGAUCACAAGAGAAACCGAACUCCUCGGCGGCCAAUUGAACGCCUACCACACCCGAGAGGCUCUCGUUCUCGAGGCCGGCUUCCUCCGAGAGGAUCUCCCCUACUUCGCCGAGCUCCUUGCUGAGGUCCUCACGCAAACCCGAUACACCACCCACGAGUUCCACGAGGAUGUCGAGAGGGCAAUCCACCUCAAGCAGGCCAAGCUCGCCGCCAACCCUGCCGCCGUCUCUCAGGAUGCUGCCCACACCGUUGCCUUCCACUCCGGCCUCGGUUCGCCCAUGUACCCCUCGUCCGCUACUUCCACGAAGGGCUACCUUGACGAAUACUCCAUCGCCGCGUUCGCCGAGCAGGUCUACACCAAGCCCAACAUUGCUCUCGUCGGCGACGGUGCCUCCCAGGGCGCUCUGAGCCAGUGGGCCUCCAAGUUCUUCAACGAGGUUCCGGCUUCCAGCCAGCAGGCCGUCCAGUCCGCCGCUACCACCUACUACGGUGGAGAGCAGCGCAUUGAGGGCAGCACCGGCAAUGCCAUCACUAUCGCUUUCCCCACCGCCGCCUCCAGCCCCGAGGCCUCCGUCCUCGCUGCCCUUCUCGGCGGCCAGUCUACCGUCAAGUGGUCUCCUGGAUUCUCCCUCCUCGCCAAGAUUGCCGCUUCCUCUGGAGCCAACGCUGUGUCCAGCAACCUCGUCUACUCUGACGCCGGUCUCUUGACCAUCACCCUUUCCGGCUCUGCCGCUUCGGUUCGCCAGGCCGCCCAGGAGGCCGUCAAGGCUCUCGAGAGCAUCGCUGCCGGCUCCGUCAGCAAUGAGGACAUCACCAAGGCGAUUGCCAAGGCCAAGUUCGACGUUCUCGACCAGACGCAGUCCUCCAAGGAGUCGAUCCUCUCUGUCGGCUCUGCCCUCGUCAACGGCGCCCAGCCCACCCAGCCGGCCACCCUCGUCCAGAGCUACGCCUCGGUUACUCCUGCUAAGGUUCAAGCUGUUGCCAAGUCUCUCCUCGAGGGCAAGGCCACCGUUGCGACGGUCGGUGACCUCCAUGCCCUUCCUUACGCACAAGACUUGGGUCUCAAGGUAUAA